This is a messenger RNA of Uranotaenia lowii, 5382 nucleotides long. RefSeq lists its product as uncharacterized. The transcript has a single exon. The record is from RefSeq and is a predicted model, not a curated record. NCBI's taxonomy places the organism in Eukaryota, Metazoa, Arthropoda, Insecta, Diptera, Culicidae. Gene Ontology annotation, biological process: DNA integration. Gene Ontology annotation, molecular function: zinc ion binding; nucleic acid binding. Bases 1 to 5382 code for a protein of 1793 amino acids.
AUGACCAGCGAGCUGAAGGAUCUUAAGAAGCAGGAGAGGCAGAUCAAAUCAACGUUUGACGGUGUUAGAAAAUUUCUGGACCAGUUCAAGGCAGAAAAGCAUGCAGCUCAAGUUGCUACCCGUCUAGAAAUGCUCGAGGCUGCAAUGAAGAAAUUCUACACCGUGCAACGCAAAUUAGAAAUUGUGCAAGAGGAAGAAGAUGAGGAAACCAAAGAAACUCCAGAGCAGCGUAGCGAACGACAACAGAAACGUGAUGAUGCCAGUGCUGUGUUGAGCUGCUUUUUCGAAGACACCUACUGCGAACUCAAGGCUAGUUUGAAGGCACUUCUUCCUAUUGAAGCUGAUGUCAUCACACCUCCUCAACCCACUACUCUUCCCAGCAGCCUUCCGGGAACUAACUCUCGUGUAAAGCUGCCUGAGAUUAGACUGCCCAGCUUCGGAGGUUUCACCCGUGAGUGGGUUACGUUUCGGGAUACUUUCCGUAGCUUGAUCCACUUGAACGAUCAGUUAUCGACAAUGGACAAGUUCACGUAUCUCCGUUCGUCGUUAGUUGGAGAUGCCUUCCAGGAAAUCGGAUCGGUUGAUGUAACAGCAGCAAAUUAUUCCGUAGCGUGGGAUCUGCUCCAAAAACGCUACGAGAAUAAAAAAUUAAUAGUAAAGGCCCAUCUCGAUGCUUUGUUCAACGUCGAACCUAUAAAGCGGGAGAGUUUUGAGGCUUUGAGUCAGCUGAUCAGCGAAUACGAUCGCAACCUGCUGCAGCUUGCGAAGAUUGGUGAGGAGACCGACAAUUGGAGUACUAUUUUAGCUUACAUGGUGUGCUCAAGACUCGACUCCAGUACUUUGCGCCUUUGGGAGGCUCAUCAUGCAUCGAAAGAGGUUCCUACUUAUGAUGAUUUGAUGGAUUUUCUUCGGCAACAGUGCGCAGUUUUGCAAUCCAUUGCACCUGCUAAACCACAUUUGAACGAGCCUAAGCAUCCCCGGUUUUCUGUCAGCCACACAACGGUCAAGUCACCCAGUCGUUGUCCAUUCUGCGGUAGUGAACCACAUUCGGCCUUCAAAUGUCAAAAAUUUCUCAAGAUGAAACUUCCAGAGCGGCAUGAGACGGUGAAACGACAUGGACUGUGCUUCAACUGCUUCUCUUCGUCGCACAUGCUUCGUGCCUGCACCCGUGGAAACUGCCGUCAGUGUCAACACAAGCACCACACCCUGCUGCAUCCAGUGAGAGUGAACAGUGCGCCAGUUCCGUACAAUCCACAAGUGCCGAAUCGACCAUCAAAUCCCAUCAACCAACAACAACAACAACCACAACCACAUGCCCAGAACACGACCACACCUACCCACCAGCGAAGUUCACAUUCAAGCUCGUACCCAGUAACACUGCAAAGCAACCCACUACACACCACAGACCCUUCCAUCGAUACACAUGCUUUACCUGUUAACACCUACACCUCACUUCAUCAAGUUCUUCUUUCCACCGCCUUGGUGCGCGUUACUGAUCGCCAUGGGAAUUUCCUUUUGGCUAGAGCACUUCUUGACUCGUGCUCGGAAUAUUGUUUUAUUUCCACGAACCUUUAUCAAAAAUUGAAUCUCGUUGAAGCUUCUAGCUUCCUGACUGUUGCUGGCAUUGGUGGUUCGGUGGUUCAGUCCAACAAACUAGUCAAAGCUACUAUUCUGCCGAGAGAUCAUUGUAUUUCGUCCUACGUGGAGAUGAUUGAUCUUCAUGUUCUUCCGAAGCUCACUUCUACGCUUCCGACUCAAGCAGUUAGCCUGAAUAAGCUGAAAAUUCCGGCAGAUAUUACUUUGGCAGAUCCAGAUUUCCACCAGCCAGGACCGAUAGACCUCAUCAUUGGAGCGGAGCACUACUACGAUUUGCUUGAGGAUGGCCGUAGAAAACUGAACGAGAACGGCCCGACGAUGCAGAAAACUGUCUUCGGUUGGGUUAUUUCUGGCCGAGUACCCGAAAGCACCUCAGUUGGUCCACGAUCUGCUGCCUAUCCAUGCGCAAAUGUUGAGCUACGAGAUAUAGUAACAAGAUUUUGGGAAUUGGAAUCCUGCUUUUCCAAAAGCUUGUUGUCGGUGGAGGAAUCUGCUUGCGAGGAGUUCUACGACGAAACGACCUACCGAGAUGCAGAUCAACGCUACGUAGUUUCAUUGCCCAAGAAAGGCUACCUCAUCGACAAACUCGGAGACUCCAGAGCCACAGCACUUCGAAGGCUCGAAGGUCUUGAACGACGUUUAGCGAGAGAUUCAGCGUUGAAGCAGCAGUAUUUUGAGUUUAUCCAAGAAUACAUCGACAUGGGCCACAUGAUCGAGGUCAAGGAGGAGGCGAAUCAGCUGGCAUACUACAUGCCCCACCAUCCUGUUCAGAAACCCGACAGCACCACCACCAAGUUGAGGGUAGUCUUCGAUGCUUCUUGUCGAACAACUUCUGGGGUUUCGCUCAACGAGGCACUUAUGGUUGGCCCAGUAGUGCAGGACGACCUGCUAUCUAUCGUUCUUCGGUUCCGGUUUCGCAAAAUCGCAAUUGUGGCAGAUAUUGCGAAAAUGUAUCGUAUGGUGCGCAUGAAUCCAACUGAUCAACCGCUUCAGCGUAUCCUGUGGAGAUUCUCACCAGAAGAACCUGUGAAGUCGUACCAGAUGACAACGGUCACUUACGGAACUGCAUCAGCGCCAUACUUGGCAACCAAAUCCCUCCAACGUUUGGCCCAGGACGGUGAGAGCAGCUAUCCAGCAGCAGCAGCAGUGAUCAAGAAGGAUGUUUAUGUCGAUGAUCUGAUGACAGGAAGUGAUGACCCAGAAGAAGGUGCCCAGCUGGUAUCAGCUGUCAAUACUUUGACCAACUCUGCAGGAUUCAUUCUUCGGAAAUACUGUUCGAAUAGUCCUGAAAUAUUGUCGAAAAUCUCUCCAGAGCUGCGAGACGAAAGGACAACACUUGAGCUUGAUUCGUCGACAGCGACAGUGAAGACGUUAGGAUUACUGUGGGAACCAUCAUCGGACAGCUUCAAAUUCGCAGUGCCAGUCUGGAAUUCUGAUGCUUGUGUCACGAAAAGAUCCGUUUUAUCCGACAUUGCUCGUGUUUUUGACCCUUUGGGAUUAAUUGGACCAGUAGUUGUUCAGGCAAAAAUAUUUUUGCAACAAAUUUGGAAGCAUAAGUCUGAUUGGGAUGAUCCGCUUCCAGACGAUAUGAAGAUUUUCUGGGAGGAGUACCGCCGCAAUUUGAUUGCUUUAGAAUCGUUUUCUGUGCCCAGGUGGACGGGCUAUCUCAACAACUUGACCAGUGUAGAGCUCCACGGUUUCUGCGACGCUUCAGAAGCCGCAUAUGGAGCAUGUAUCUACCUUCGCUGUACAUCAGAUAAAGGGUCAAUCACAGUUCGGCUCGUCACAGCAAAAUCUAAGGUAGCACCCUUAGAAGAUUUGGCUCGCAGGAAGAAAAAGCAAUCGAUUCCCAGAUUAGAAUUAUCAUCUGCCCUUCUAUUGGCCCACCUGUACGACAAGCUGCGGCAAAGUAUUCCAUUCGCGAUCUCUGCGUAUUUCUGGACCGACUCCAUGAUUGUCAAGUACUGGCUCGCUUCACUUCCAUCCAGAUGGCAAUCAUUCGUGGGCAACAGAGUGUCGGAAAUACAACACAUCACCAAAGGCGGAAUUUGGAAUCACAUCUCAGGGACAGAGAACCCAGCAGACAUCAUCUCCAGAGGCAUGAGUCCGGCGCAGCUGCAAUACCAGUCACUGUGGCUGGAGGGCCCCAGUUGGUUGAAAUUCGAUAGAUCCGCCUGGCCAACAAUCGUUGAACACCCAUCAGAAAUCGACAACUCCCUGCUCGAAGAAAAACCAGCAGCAGCUUUGCCAGUUCAAGCUCAUCCACCAAGUUUUAUAUUCGAAUUGCAUUCUUCGUUGCCACGUCUUGUUCGAAUUGUUGCUCUGCUGCAAAGAUUCAUCCACAACUCAAAGAAGCGGAAUCGUGAUACCAAACGCAUCGGCCAAGUAUCACUGGAAGAAGUUGACGAAGCUUUGCAAGCACUAGUGAAAUUAUCCCAAUGUGAGACUUUUCCCGAGGAGCUGAAAGCUUUGCGCACGAACCACGACAUUAGAACAUCAUCCCCCCUUUCUUCGUUGAAUCCUGUGCUCGUGGAUGGAACAAUGCGCGUCGGUGGCCGGCUGCGCCAUGCUGCUAUUUCGGAAGACAGGCGACAUCCGUUCAUUCUACACCCGAAACAUCCUCUGACCAAAACCAUCAUGCGUCACUAUCACCUGAAGAAUUUUCAUGCGGGACAGCAGCUGUUGGUAUCGACAGUUCGCGAGCGGUUUUGGCCAAUUCACAUCGACAGUUUGGCUCGCAAGGUGAUAUUUGAAUGCGUGUCAUGCUUCCGGAACAAACCUAAGGUGCAGCAACAACUGAUGGCAGAUCUCCCUCCAGAACGGGUGAAUCCGGAUUUUGUUUUCAACAAGGUCGGCGUUGAUUUGUGUGGUCCCUUCUACAUCAAAUAUCCAGUUCGGAAAACAGUUCCAAUUAAAUGCUUCAUAGCCAUUUACGUUUGCCUGGUUACCAAGGCGGUUCACAUGGAAAUUGUCGCUGAUCUGUCCACCCAAUCCUUCCUCGCAUCAUUCAAGCGCUUCACUGCUCUUCGGGGCACUCCCAAAUUAGUAAUGUGCGACAACGCCAAGAACUUCGUCGGCGCUGAUCGCGAGCUUCGAGAGUUGAAACAACUCUUCGUUGACCAACAAUUCCAACGCACCGUGAUCACCGAAGCCGAGGUAGAUGGCGUUGACUUCAAAUUCAUCCCUCCCCGUUCUCCCAACUUCGGAGGCCUAUGGGAGGCGGCCGUCAAAUCAUUUAAGCGGCAUUUUCGUAGAACCAUCGGCAACAAUCCUCUUACGUACGAUGAGCUUCACACCGUAGUCCACCAAAUCUCUGCCAUCUUGAACUCUCGGCCUCUAACUCCACUUAGCAACGAUCCAGACGACUACCAAGCACUUACUCCAGGACAUUUCCUAGUCGGCCGACCCAUGACUGCAUUCCCAGAGCCUGAUCUUCAAGACCUUCCACUUAACAGACUGUCUCUGUGGCAAGAAAAGGAAAUGUACGUGCAGCGGAUCUGGCAAAGGUGGUCUACAGAAUAUCUGUCCAAUCUACACAACCGUACUAAGUGGACCAAGAAGCGCAACAACAUACACGUCGGAACAAUGGUGCUGAUUAUGGAGGAAAAUAUGCCGAAACAAAGUUGGUGCCUAGGCCGUGUUAUCAACUGCAUUCCUGGCCCAGACGGACACGUCCGGGUAGUGCUGGUGAAGACCAAGGAUACCACUCUCAAACGGGGAAUUUCGAAGAUCUGCGUCCUUCCAAUACGGGACAACUUCGACGAACUACCAUCGCAGGAGCACUAG